Helianthus annuus (common sunflower) is the source of this 1947-nucleotide messenger RNA. Its product is annotated as probable carboxylesterase 15. The coding region runs from base 761 to 1729 and encodes 322 amino acids. Lineage: Eukaryota; Viridiplantae; Streptophyta; Magnoliopsida; Asterales; Asteraceae. The transcript has 2 exons. Gene Ontology annotation, molecular function: hydrolase activity. The record is from RefSeq and is a predicted model, not a curated record.
CUUUUUCUUUCUUUUUUUUUUUUUUACUUUAUCUUAUAUAUGCAAGUUUAUAAUAGGAAAUAGCAUGUUUUGUUUUCUGUAUAUUGUUUUUGUCUUGACAAAUGGAAAGGAUGGUAUCUGUAACUCUGUCGUUUUCUUUCUUAAUGAACUCGUUUUUAUUGUCGUUUUGUUUCGGAUGUUGACCGAAAGACGAUCGGUCAACAAAGGAUCAACGGUUGAGUUUUUGUGGGUUUUUGUUGAAACCUCAACGCGAAACAUCAACAAUGGUUUUGAGAAACGACAAAUUAAACAAGACGGUCGGUUUGAUUUUUUUCUGUAAAGUUGGUAUACUUGAGAAUUAUAUACAUAACUACGUAUUCCAAGAAUAAUAAUCGUCAAAUGAUCGUUUUGGUUUACACAGCCGGUUUCAAGUUAAGGCGGUGAACAUGUGAAAAUCGCUCAGUAAACACAGCCGGUUUCAAGUUAAGGCGGUGAACAUGUGAAAAUCGCUCAGUAAACACAGCCGGUUUCAAGUUAAGGCGGUCAACAUGUGAAAAUCGCUCAGUUUCAACCGCAUGUUUAAUUUUGUUUUAGCAUAAAAAAACGAAGGCGGCCGGCUUGAUGAGUGUUCAUUUUUGUCACGAAAUCAAGAAUGAGUAUGUCAUCAGAAAGUGACAAACACAAAUGUGUAGCAUCAAUGUCAUCUUUUGUUGUCUUUGUUCUUGUUUUAUACCUCCAAUAAUGUUCUUUAAAGCAAAUCAAUCAUCUUUCUAGUCCAAACAUGGCAGAAACAGCACUGUACGAGGUAGAUGACUGCAGAGGGGUGCUCAAAGUUUACAGUGAUGGCUCGAUAUGGCGAUCCACUGAACCAAGCUUUCGAGUCCCUGUACUCGAUGAUGGCUCGGUUCUAUGGAAAGAUGUCAUGUUUGACCAACCCAAUAACCUCUACCUACGGUUGUACAAACCGGCAUUAGCCGUGGGUAAAAAGCUGCCGGUUUUUUAUUACAUUCAUGGUGGCGGUUUUUGCAUUGGUUCAAGAACAUGGCCCAACUGUCAAAACUAUUGUUUUAAGCUCGCCCUGGCUCUCCAAGCCGUGAUCGUGGCUCCUGACUACCGGUUAGCUCCCGAGAACCGGCUCCCGUUGGCAGUGGAAGACGGGUUCACCUCCUUGAAGUGGCUCCAGGCCCAGGCUGUGGCCUCUGAGCCGGAUCCGUGGCUUGUUGACUCGGCUGACUUUAGUCGUGUUUUUGUCUCUGGUGACUCGGCUGGUGGGAACAUUGCUCAUAAUGUGGCGGUUCGAUUAAGUGCUGGAUCCAAGGGCUUGGAACCGGUUCGGGUUAGGGGUUAUGUUCUAUUGGCACCCUUCUUUGGUGGGACCCAGCUGACCGAGUCCGAGGCCCAUGGGCCCAAAGAUGCUUUCUUGAACUGGGAACUUAUUGAUAGGUUCUGGAGGUUAUCGAUCCCGGACGGGGAGACCAUGGACCACCCUCUAGUGAACCCGUUUGGACCGGUGAGCGUGGAUCUUGAACCGGUGGAGUUGGAUCCAAUCUUGGUGGUUUGUGGUGGUUCAGAUCUACUGAAAGACAGAGCCAAGGAGUAUGCAGAUAUAUUGAAAAAAUGGGGAAAAGAUGUGAAAUAUGUUGAAUUUGAAGGUCAGCAACAUGGGUUCUUCACCAUUAAUCCAGAUUCUGAACCAGCCAUUGAAUUAAUGCAAAUAAUCAAAGAUUUUAUCACCAAGUAUUCUAGUUAAUUUUUUUUUGGUGUGUUUUUAGUGUGUGGUAUGAAUGUAUUUGGGAAAAAUUAUGAGAAUAAAGUUAAAAUGGGUUUGAAUUUUGAUUCUAGAACAAGUGUUGAUGAGUUAGGUUGUGUAGCCAAGUGGAUUUUCACGUGUUGUUUUAUGAUGAUUUUACGUGUUGUACGAGUUAAUGUGUGGUCAAUUGUUGUACAUGUUCACAUGUAUGUUUCGUA